AUGGGCGGCAAUGCCUUCAAGACGCUCCACUGCCCUCGCAUACCGACCGAGGUCUACGCCAAGGUGAAGACUAUCACCACCAACGCUCUCGAGGCAAUCUUCAACCAUGUCACCGUACCCUUCGAAAUUCCUGGCAAGUCCGACUUUGGCGACAUUGAUUUCCUCGUCUCGGCUCCCUUUGGAGACUGCUCCACCCUAUCGCUCACCACGUUCCCGUUCGCAACCGUCAUCGAAGCCAUCAAGGAUGCCUUGGGUACGCCUCACGGCCGCCGCGGCUUCCUAACGCCGGACUGCAUGUACUUUGCCAUUCCACUGCCCACGACAGCAAACGCCUUCACUGAGGGCGGCGCGGACAGUAGUGACGAGGAGCUAGUAUCGUGGGUCCAAGUCGAUGUCAAGAUCUGCUUCAAGCCUGAAAUGUUCUCGUGGAUGACUUUCGGGCUCAACUACGCGAGUCAGAGUGGUGUGCUGGGCAGCAUGGUGAAGCCGCUGGGAUUGACGCUUGACCCUGAGGGUUUGCACAUCCGGGUCCAGGAGAUGGAGGACACGGACAGGCCGGGGAGCAUGGUGUGGGUUACGCGACAUUCGUGGACGGUGUGUCGAAUCCUGGGACUGGGGAGGCGGGUUGUUGAUGGGGGGUUUGAGAGUAGCGAGGAAAAGUAUGCCGCGUCUUGGCUGUUCCACCCAGAGCACUUCAGGGCUAGGCUGGAAGAAGAAAGCUACCUCGUUCAGCACAAUCACAGAUCGUACUUCCUGAAGAAGUGGAUCCCGGAGCGCUAUCCCGACUACGAGUUUGAUACGGAGGAAGCUGGAGAUGGAGGUAUUCAGGCUUGGACGGCGCGCACACGAACAGCAGUCAGAGAGAAGGUAUUCACCCACUUCCCACAUGUCGCUGCAGAGUACUACACCAAGCGCGCUCAGCACACCAAAGCAGCUGAGGAGCGCAGACUUCGGGACCUCAUCUCGAACGCGAUUCCUUCCGGCACUGCCGGCUGGAGCGACGACUUCCCGCUCCCACACAUCCAUGUUAGAGAGUCGAUCCCUAGCACGCCUGCGACGAUGCAGCACGGAGCUCUCACACCACCGGCAUCGCCAAUGCACCAACCCACCAACCUCAAGAGUCCACCGUCGCAAUCGCCACUGCCUAUCUCCCAGGAAACCCCUCCACCUCUCUCCACCGACGCACUCCCCGGCCAACCUCGCCACGCAUGCAAAUCCACCCCAUCGCCGCCGCGAACCUCCUCCAUCAACAAGCCAUGGGAAACACCCCUCUCCAUCGACACACUCCCCCGCCAACCUCCGCGCACAUGCAAACCCACCCCACCACCAUCCACCAUGUCCCCCACCGCUCGACUCUCCUGUCUCGCGCGCUGGACUUUUUUCUCCGCCGCUGGAGUUCCCUACCUGCUCCGCUCGCCCCACGCAAAAGACUUCAACCUGCAGUGGCGCGACGCCAUCGCCUGCGGAGCUAGCGAGGAAGCUCUGCUGCGGUGGGCGAGCGAGGUGUGGUGGUGUGUGUGGGUGCGGCAGUGUGUGGUGAACUGGCGGGGCAUGUGGGCUAGGAGAUUCGAGAAGGAGGGUGUUGGGGCCGAGGAGGUGGGUGUGCAGAAUGGAGAGGUGGUGAGGAGAUUCGAGAAGGCGCCGCGAGAGGCUGGGAGGAAGGCAGAGGAGCUGGUGAGGAAGAAUAGGGAGAAGAUGUUGGAAAGGUUGGAUACGCUGAAUCGGGUGUUGGGAUUGCUGGUCGAGGUGGAGAAGUGA
Molecule: messenger RNA, 1758 nt
Organism: Ascochyta rabiei
Lineage: Eukaryota; Fungi; Ascomycota; Dothideomycetes; Pleosporales; Didymellaceae
Exons: 2
Coding region: 1-1758 (585 amino acids)
Source: RefSeq, a predicted model, not a curated record